AGACGUGUUGACGUCUCGAAGAGGGAAACAGGAACAAGCGAGAUCAUUGUAACAACAUUGCGUCAAUGGCGCGUAGAUCCAGGCAGCUAGAUCGGUCUCACAUUCCACCUAUCCAAGCCCUAGCUAAGAAGAAGCACGUCUAUAUAUGGCAUUGUUCGAGCAUUCCUAUUUCCUCCGCAGGUUGUCCAGGGUGUGGAUAUGGAAGAUGUGCAUACUGCACAACGACGAGAGUACAAGUGCGAGCAUCUGCCGCUAAAUCUCAGUUGCAAAAGACAGAUAGUCCGGCUCUUUCUAUACGAGCGCUAUCACGCACUUCGGGUCACAGACCUUUGUCCAGUUCCAAUGCAUAUAAAAGUUGGGCUAAGCCCCCGGCAUCCGAUAUGGAUAUACAUCGUCAUAACCAACAAGCUUUCGACACGACCACAAGUGUAUGCAGUGGCGCAUCUCUGCAACGGAUCGUGUCAAGUGCCGAGUUAUGCGAAGAGAGACCGCUUUGAUACGACGGCCUGUAUUGGUGACAAAAUAGGAGGGCAGUGGAGAUAUAUCAAAACUAGCUACGACCUCUCUGAACAAGAUUAUCUUUUGGAACACAUUCCCAAAUUCGUCCUCAAA
Molecule: messenger RNA, 612 nt
Organism: Alternaria alternata
Lineage: Eukaryota; Fungi; Ascomycota; Dothideomycetes; Pleosporales; Pleosporaceae
Exons: 5
Coding region: 66-497 (143 amino acids)
Source: RefSeq, a predicted model, not a curated record